AUGGUACGCAAUCCGAAUCAGGGCAUCCGUGAAUUCAUCGUGGAUUUGCUCACUCAAGCUGCAAAGUGUGAUUUUGGAAAUUUACUGGGCAUGCAAUUGAAAGAUCGGCUGAUCGCUGGUAUCAACAAUACCGUUUUGCAAAAUGAA
Messenger RNA from Echinostoma caproni, 147 nucleotides. Lineage: Eukaryota; Metazoa; Platyhelminthes; Trematoda; Plagiorchiida; Echinostomatidae. The record is from the annotation of a GenBank genome assembly.